AUGACAAAAGAGGAGGAAGAGGAAGUGAAGCCAUCAUCAAGUGAUGCGAUCAUUGCAUCACUGAUCAACGAAGUACGCAAGACGAAUGAGUGUGCAAUAGAGGCAGAAAGUGAUGGAAGCCUUUCAUCUCCACAUGGAUAUAACAAGGAAUUAAAACGACACAAAGACAAGAAAUAUAAAAAGAACAAGAAGUCAAAGUAUAAAUUACGAUCCAAAUCAAAGUCACCAUCACGCAAGAGGAAGAAACAUCGAAGUCGUAGUCGCUCUGAAAGUAUGGAAGAGAAAAUCUGUCAUGCAAACAUUCAGAAAUUUGUUACUUAUACUGUACCACCAUCCGUUGAAGCUGUUAUGGAAAAGAUCUCAGAUGAUGAGGAUGAUCUCCCUGUUGGUGCAGACUUCCUCAGUGUUAAUGCUAGCAGUUCAAAAAUGGAUGGAAAAACUGCGCUAUUUCAAGAUAUUUCUAGUGCCGUACAAAAUAAAACAAAAGAAUUUAAUGUUAAUGAAGAAGUGUUUCCUUUGGCUAAAAAGAAAAAGAAGUCAGAAAGUCCACCUGUGUUGAAGAAGCCACGACCUUUAUCGGAAAUACUAGCGAAGGUACGAGCAGAAAGAGAUAAUACGUUUUUGCCACGUAAUAUCAAAUUGAAGCAAGAAAAUGGAAAAAGUAUUGGCGGGUCAACCACAGAUGUGGUCAGUCAUACAAUUCCAAAGACCGAUGAUAGUAGGCAUGAUAACAUUGAGUAUGGACCAAGACCAUUGGAAGCUCUUGGGACACAGCCAAUCUCCGAAGAUGAGGAUGAAUUACAGUUGUCGCCUCUUAAAAUCAAACAUACUGAAGCUUCAAAAUCUAUCAAAAUUGUUACCAUAAGCAAAGUGCUAUUCGGUGAUCAGAAAAGAAGUCAAAUGGUAAAGGAUGGAGAAAUUCCAGUAAGUGAUGCAAAUGCGGGACCUUCUUUUUCAAAUGAUGACAUCGUUGACGAAUUGGUUGCUGAAAAACAUUCAAAAUCGGAACGAAGGAUGAGUGGAAAUGAAAGUGAGACAAGAAGAAAAACAGAUGAAAAGAAAAGGAAAAAAGAAAAGAAAGAUAAGAAGCACGGAAAGCGAUAUUCAAAACGCAGCAGUUCGUUAUCAUCGGAUAGUGAAAAGGAAUGGAAACUUUUGGAAAAGAAGAACAAAGUGAAGGAGCAUUUACGAUACUCAGGACGGGAAUUUGACAAAACUCGUAGGCGACCUGGCAGUCUUUAUGUACAGUCGUAUUACGUAGAUAGUAACAAAAGAAUACAUGAAGGUUCGAAGUGGCAAUGGAAUCGUGGAGAAAAAGAUGUCAAAGAAAAAACUAGUGCACUUUCAUUACACACACGUUCAAAAGGAUGGAGACAGAUUCGCUCAACAAGAAGCCCUUAUUUGGAACGCAAGCGAAAGCGGUCACCAUCAAGCUCGUGUUCACGUUCACGUUCACAUUCACAUACAAGGUCGUUAUCAAGUACUUCAUCACGAAGCUCUCAUUCAUCUUACUAUCGUAAAGUCCGAAGCUCUUAUCGUGGUCAUAAUUAUUAUCAUUAUCAUCGGAAUCGAGAAAGUAGCAGUAAGCGGCGAAGUGAUGAUGAAUCAAAUGGUCAUAAAAUUGACAAAAAGAAAUUACUAGAGAUUGCACAAAGAAAUGCUGCUCAAAUGGCACAACUUGGUUAUUUACCGAAUGCCCCAUUUGAAGCAAAAGCCCAACUGAAAGCAGGUGCACAAUCUGUCGAUCAACUUGUUGAUUUUUGUCAGAAAUUACAACGGUCGCAAGAUAAAGCUGAACGUCAUGAGAAAGGCGAGUUAGUAUCUAGUGAUGAAGACUUGGCGCCGAGAAAGAAAAAAAUCGAAGAUGAUACUGAUUUCUUGAAACAUCCAUUUGCUCUGAAGCCCGCUGCUCCAAUCACUAUUAAUAUUCCGAACUCGAUUCCACUUCCAAUUAAAACACCUGCACAAAGGACACUCGAAGAAAGCCAAUUACGCAUUGCUUAUCCAGUUUCUUCAGGGAUGCAGCACCGAGAAAAAGAUAAUGGGUGGAUACCAGUUAAAAAAGAUGAAGUACCAUCAGUGUGCAGUCCCGUACAAAAGACAAAAUUGGCUCCAGUUCCCAAGGAGAAAGAGAAGGUCGUCUUCAGUACAUUUGAAAUCGUAUCUGCCGAAUCAUUCGUGUUACCACCACCCCCAACACCGCCGAUAUUGGCAUCAUUUACACAGUCCGCCUCUUCUUUGUUGAAUUUGCCUCCACCUCCACCACCACCUGAUUUGUUUUCUGGUUCUUGCAACAUUUCGCAAAAUCAAGAAAAGAAAUCUCCUUCUCUCGAUUUAAACUAUGGUAAUAUUGUCACAGUACCGGAGGAAGAAUCUGUAUUCAGGGAACCAGAAUCCCUCCAUCACACGCCGGCAAAUGUUGGCAGGGUGAUGGCAAAACGAAUAAAAGCAAGUAAGCUGUUAGCGAAAGAUCCGAAUGACUAUGAAGCAAGACACCUGUUGAAAGAAGCUGAUGAUCAGGCAACUUUUUCUCUUAUCCGAUAA
Molecule: messenger RNA, 2544 nt
Organism: Acanthocheilonema viteae
Lineage: Eukaryota; Metazoa; Nematoda; Chromadorea; Rhabditida; Onchocercidae
Source: the annotation of a GenBank genome assembly